AUGUAUAGUGAUAUUGUUGAUCUGUGUGAGAGGCUAAAGUUGACAGAGGGAGAGCAACAAGAGGUUGAGAUUCAUGAAGAGGAUGUGAGGUGGACUCUGGAGAAAAGUAAGAAGUGCAUUAUGGCAUGUGUCUUGGCCGACAAGGAGAUCAAUAGGAAUGCUUUUAGAAACACACUGAUCAAAGUCUGGCAAAUAGAGGGCAAAGCAGAUAUUACUGACAUGAGGAGGAACAAGUUCUUAAUAGCUUUUACAUACUACGUAGACAAAAAUAGGGUCAUGCAUGGGCGUCCAUGGACUUUUGACAAGUUCUUAAUUUGUCUUGUUGACUAUGAAGACGUUGCUUUCCCUAAGGAAAUGCAAUUCACGAAGGAACCAUUCUGGAUCCAAUGCCAUGAUUUACCUUUUGCAUGUAUGAAUUAUGGUACAGGGGAGAGGCUUGGAAACUCUGUGGGACAAGUUCUUAGGGUGGAGACUAGCGGAGGGGGUUCAAGUUGGGGGAAGUUUACACGCUUCAAAAUAUUCCAUGAUAUCACCAAGCCUUUAGCCAGGGGCAGAUUCCUUACCCUGGGAGUAUUACAUGAAAAAUUGCCAAACUUUUGUUAUACUUGUGGCAUUAUCAAUCAUAUGGCAGGCAACUAUAGAAAGUUGGAGUGGGAGUCCAGUCGAACCAACAGUUUAUCACCUCAGUAUGGAGCCUGGUUAAGGGCCUAG
This is a messenger RNA of Juglans regia (Persian walnut), 711 nucleotides long. RefSeq lists its product as uncharacterized. Bases 1 to 711 code for a protein of 236 amino acids. The record is from RefSeq and is a predicted model, not a curated record. The transcript has a single exon. NCBI's taxonomy places the organism in Eukaryota, Viridiplantae, Streptophyta, Magnoliopsida, Fagales, Juglandaceae.